Molecule: messenger RNA, 948 nt
Organism: Manis pentadactyla (Chinese pangolin)
Lineage: Eukaryota; Metazoa; Chordata; Mammalia; Pholidota; Manidae
Product: olfactory receptor 5H2-like
Exons: 1
Coding region: 19-948 (309 amino acids)
Biological process (GO): G protein-coupled receptor signaling pathway; sensory perception of smell
Cellular component (GO): membrane
Molecular function (GO): G protein-coupled receptor activity; odorant binding; olfactory receptor activity
Source: RefSeq, a predicted model, not a curated record
GGUUCAUACAAUAAAGACAUGGAUACAAAAAAUGUGACAGUGCUGACAGAGGUUGUUCUCACAGGACUUACAUAUCAACCAGAGUGGCAAAUCCCCCGGUUUCUGCUGUUGUUGGUUAUAUAUCUCAUCACCAUUGUGGGGAACCUUGGUCUGCUUAUUCUCAUUUGCUAUGACCCACAUCUUCACAUUCCCAUGUACUUACUUCUUGGGAGUUUAGCAUUUGUGGAUGCUUGGAUAUCAUCUACAGUGACCCCUAAGAUGUUGGUCAACUUCUUUGUCAAAAGCAAAAUAAUCUCUCUCUUUGCAUGCAUGACACAAUUGUUUUCCUUUUCAUUCAGUGCAACAACAGAAUGUUUUCUCUUGGCAACAAUGGCCUAUGAUCGCUAUGUAGCCAUAUGCAACCCUUUACUUUAUCCAGUGAUUAUGACCAAUAGACUAUGUAUCUGGCUGUUAGCCUCAUCAUUUGUAGGUGGUGUUCUUCAUGCAUUAAUUCAUAUAGGCCUUUUAUUUCGAUUAUCCUUCUGCAAGUACAACGUAAUACAUCACUUUUACUGUGACAUCAUGCCACUGUUUAAGAUUUCUUGUACUGACCCUUUGAUUAAUGUGCUGAUGGUUUUUAUUUUCUCUGGAUCAAUACAGCUGUUCACCAUUCUCAUUGUUCUUGUCUCCUAUACACUAGUGCUUUUUACAAUCUUAAAAAAGAAGUCUGUACAAGGCAUAAAGAAAGCCUUCUGCACCUGUGGAGCUCAUCUCUUAUCUGUCUCUUUAUACUAUGGCCCCCUUCUCUUCAUGUAUGUGCGACCUGUAUCUGCACAAUCAGAUGAUCAAGAUAUGGUGGACUCUCUAUUUUACACGGUCAUAAUUCCUUUGUUAAAUCCAAUUAUUUAUAGCCUGAGAAAUAAGAAAGUCAUAGAUUCACAGGCAAAAAUGUUAAAGAGAAAUGUUUAG